AGAGUCAAGCUGCUAGGAAGGCCACUGCAGAACAUAGCUAGCUCAAGAGUGCAGUUCUACAGCAAGUUCUUCCAUCGUCUUUACCAAUUAACACAAUGGCAAUGCCAGUAGUACAAGUGCUUCUUCUUUGCGCAUUAGCUUAUCAAGCAGUCGACGCCCAGUGGACACCAGCCACGGCAACGUUCUACGGCGGCAGCGAUGGCGCUGGUACCAUGGGAGGCGCGUGUGGAUACGGCAACCUGUACAACGCCGGGUACGGGCUGAACAACGCGGCGCUGAGCUCGGCGCUGUUCAACGACGGCGCCAUGUGCGGCGCGUGCUACACCAUCGCCUGCGACACCAGCCAGUCCACGUGGUGCAAGCCCGGCACGUCCAUCACCAUCACGGCCACCAACCUGUGCCCGCCCAACUACGCAAAAAAAAGCGACGCCGGCGGGUGGUGCAACCCGCCUCGCAAGCACUUCGACAUGUCGCAGCCGGCCUGGACCUCCAUCGCCAUCUACCAAGCCGGCAUCGUCCCCGUCAAUUUUAAGAGGGUACCGUGCCAGAAGAGCGGGGGCAUCAGGUUCACCAUAAGCGGGAGGGACUACUUCGAGCUGGUGACGGUGUUCAACGUGGGAGGCAGCGGCGUGGUGGCGCAGGUGUCGAUCAAGGGGUCCAAGACGGACUGGAUGGCGAUGAGCAGGAACUGGGGCCAAAACUGGCAGAGCAACGCCUACCUCAACACCCAGAGCCUGUCGUUCAAGGUGAAGCUCGACGACGCCCGCGAGGUCACGGUGUGGAACAUCGCGCCCUCCAACUGGAACUUCGGCACCACCUACACGUCCAACAUCAACUUCUAGUUUGUUCAACCAAGAAUUUAGUCAGCAUCUUGCUGGGAGCAAAUUAUAUAUAUCUACCUCGAUUAAUUAUUAUAAUUACUAGUAUAUAUAUAUGACUUAAUUAUUAGGACGAAUUGUCAUUAUUGACGAUCGAUGUAUUGUCUAGGACAGAUAUUCGUCGGCUUAUGUAAAGGUAGGCAGAGAGCGAUGUUCUUUUUGGAAAAUCAGUUCUGUUUGCCGGUUUCUACUCUUGAUCCUGCGCUGCAAUAUUACUGCGGUUGUAUUAUACUUGGAUAGAGGCUUGGUAUCUGAGCCCUCUAAGUAAUCAAUUAAUGCAGUAUUUACAUUUAAUAAAUAGAUCCAAAUUACUUUA
Messenger RNA from Oryza sativa Japonica Group (Japanese rice), 1194 nucleotides. Lineage: Eukaryota; Viridiplantae; Streptophyta; Magnoliopsida; Poales; Poaceae. The record is from RefSeq and is a predicted model, not a curated record.